Messenger RNA from Ahaetulla prasina, 1798 nucleotides. Its product is annotated as cytochrome b-245 light chain. The transcript is spliced from 6 exons. Gene Ontology annotation, molecular function: heme binding. Bases 234 to 785 code for a protein of 183 amino acids. The record is from RefSeq and is a predicted model, not a curated record. Gene Ontology annotation, cellular component: NADPH oxidase complex. Gene Ontology annotation, biological process: superoxide anion generation. Lineage: Eukaryota; Metazoa; Chordata; Lepidosauria; Squamata; Colubridae.
CUCCCGCGGGGACGCCGCGCCGUCCGGCCUUCCCCGGACCUCCUUCCCAGCGCCGUCCGGGCUGCCUCCGACCGGCGGGGCGGCGAGGAAAGUCCCCGGGGCGUUGCUGGCUGGGCCGCCAGAGGAGGAGCAGGAAGGACGUAGCCGCGACCCCCCCCCGCCUGCCCCCUCCGCCCUGCCUUCCCGCCUGCUGGCCCGGGCGCCGGCUGAGUUGCGGCGGCGGCGGCGGCGCGAUGGGGCGCAUCGAGUGGGCCAUGUGGGCGAACGAGCAGGCGCUGGCCUCCGGGCUGAUUUUAGUGACUGGUGGCAUCGUGGCUGUUUCAGGCCAAUUCAAAAGGUGGGAGAUUGCAGUUUAUGCAAUAGUUGCGGGGGUGUUUGUUUGCUUUUUGGAGUAUCCCCGAGGAAAAAGGAAAAAAGGAUCUACUCUAGAAAGAUGUGGCCAAAAGUAUUUCACAGCAGCUGUGAAGACCUGUGGACCCCUAACGAGGAAUUAUUAUGUCCGAGCUGUUCUCCACGCGUGCCUGGCCAUUCCUGCAGGGUAUUUGCUAGCCACGAUCCUUGGCACCGUUUGCCUGGCCAUAGCAAGUGGCAUCUACUUACUGGCUGCCAUACGUGGCGAAGAGUGGCGCCCCAUUGAAGCAAAGCCUCAAGAGCGACCCCAAGUAGGAGGCACCAUUAAGCACCCCCCCAGCAACCCACCCCCCCGACCCCCUGCAGAAGCCCGGAAGAAGCCAAAGGAGGAAGAGCCAACUGGCCAUGAAAAUCCGAUUGAAGUCCUUCCUUAGGAGUCUCCCCCAUCAGAUAGACUGCAGUCGGAGGGGGAGGCUCCACUACUGCUUGACCAAGGCAUGGGAGACACCCUCCAGGAUUGAAACUUGGGCCAGAUCUUUCCCAAGCAGGAGGAGAGGGCUCUACCUGAACUCCUGCAAGCCCCUUGGGGGCCUUCUGUGGUCUUUCUCUUAGGUUUCCUCCCUUGUCCCCUGCUGACCUCCCCAUGUGUGCUUGAAACAGGCAGGGCUUGCAUGCCAAUAAUCGCCACAUCAUAGCUGAUACGGAGUUUAAGCCCAAAGGAUGAAAAAAGAAUGGAAAUUAGUUUUAAAUCCAGUUUUCUGAGGCUGGAUUUAAACUUGAAAAGAUUUAAAGAAAAGUUUGAAAUGGUGAAAUGAAAAGUGAUUCCAAAGCUUUCUUUGGAUCACAUCAGACCUGGCCACACCAGCAAAGUUCUUGGCUUCAUCUCUUCCCCCUUAGAAGACACCCUAUCUCGGGAUCAAGCACCCCCUUCCGUCUCCCUGUCUCCCCCCAGCCCCCAGCCUUUCUCUCGCUCUCCUCUUCCUUCCUUCCUCCCUAUCUUAUUUUGCCCCUCAGGUCAGCCCACAAGAGAGCAGGACUUUUAUACCCACCCUUCUCAGGCCACCCCAUGACUUCUGCUCCCUUUCCCCAAAGUUUUUGCCCCAAACUCUGCUGAAACCGUCCCCCAUCGCUUCCCCUUGGCUGUUGCUCUUAUUCUGUCUUUUAAGUCAUUCCUGCGGUCUUUUUCUCCAUCUCAUUUCAUCUCUGAGCAUUUCUUCUUUUCAAAGAGAACCCGAAAGACCCUGUUUCUACAAAUCUUGCAUUGGGUUUUAGUCAAAUAUUCCCAGAAGCAUCAUUUUUUAAAGGAAUGAAUUAAUCUUACCACCCCUCCUGUGUUUGCUGUAUUUUAUCUGGACUUACAGUGCUUUAUUAAAUUCCUCAAUUUAACAUGUGAAAUCAAAUUGCCCCCUUGCUUAUUUUAACCAGUUCAAUAAACCAGUUUUGAGAA